This is a messenger RNA of Adineta ricciae, 1725 nucleotides long. Lineage: Eukaryota; Metazoa; Rotifera; Eurotatoria; Adinetida; Adinetidae. The record is from the annotation of a GenBank genome assembly.
AUGAUUCAAAACACGAUGUCGGUGCCAUGGAAAGUUAGACUUCUCUUCAAUCAAUAUAUUCUUGGUAAAUCUCAUAAAUAUGGCGUGAAAAUAUACAAGGUGGCGAGUUCAACAGGUUACACUUGGAAUUUCAUGGUUUAUACUGGUAAGCAGAGUUCAAUUGCAGGUCAGGGCCAUGCUGAAACAGUUCUUACAACUUCUUUACAAUUAUUUCUCUUGCCCAACAUUUAUUACAAAAUAAUCCGUGUAAUAUCGGAACAUUCAGAAAUAAUCGUGCUAGAUCAGCACGGUGAAGUUUAUGGUCGUCACAGCAAAGAUAGUAUUAAAUUGACCAAAUGGAAAGAUAAAAGAGAUGUUCAGAUAAUAUCUACAAAGCCAUCACGUUCAACAACUGUGAUAGAUACAAAGAACACAAAUAAGUUAAAUGAACGUAUUAUGGAGCCACAGGUUAUACUGGAUUACAAUGAAGGAAAACAAGAUAUCAAUUUAUCUGAUCAGCUCUCAUCAUAUUAUACGUGUCUUAGACAAUCUAUAAAAAGGUAUCAAAAGGUGGCUUUUCAAUCGAUAUUUGGAACUUCUAUCGCCAAUGCUUAUUUAAUUUGCAAAGAAAAUUAUGGUACAAGCAACAUGACCAUGCUGCAAUUUCAUGAAAGCCUUGUGCGAUCUUUACUUCUCGGUGAACCAUUUGAGAACUUGAAACCUGGUCCAGAACAGCAGCCAGCAAACCAGAAAAAACGAGAACACAUUGGUCAUCUGCUCGGAGGAAUGAACGGAAGUGUCCGCAAUGCCCGAAGAAGAUGGAUCGAUUGCUAUGAAAAGACUAGACAACAACAAUCAAGAGAAGCAAGUGCAAUAACAGCAAAUAGAUCACAUCUUCAAUAUAUUUUCGAAAGAGCAAAACAUAUCAUGGUAUCAUGGGAACGUAUAACUCAAAUGUUCGGUGUCUAUGCGGGCUUUACAAUAUUCUGUUUUAGCCUAUUUGGCAGUAUUAUGAAUGUAAUUGUAUUUUCAACUGUUCGAAUGUAUCGUGGUCAACCGUGCACAUUCUUCCUACUCAUCUCAGCUAUCGUUCGAUCUGUGCACAUUUUCAGUAUAGGAUUGUCGCGUAUUCUUGCUGUUGUCUUUCAUAUAGAUCUAAUUCUUGCCUCACUCGUAUGGUGUAAAAUGAGAUCUUUCAUAGUCCAAACUGGUUUUUGUGUGUCAAUGACAUGUGAAUGUUUGGCAGCAAUUGAUCGUUUCUUAGUCUCAUCAAGAUCCGUCAAAUUGCGACGAUUAAGCAAAAUUAAACGAGCUUAUCGUAUUAGUAUUGGUGUUAUUAGUUUUUGGCUACUACAAAAUGCGCCAUAUUUUAUCUUCGUUAAUAUCAAUUCUGGCAUUUGUAAUAUUUAUAACCAAUUUUGGGAGAUAUACUCUAAUUAUAUUAUUUAUUGGUUCUUAUUAACAGCAGUUCCACUAAUUAUCUGUAUUUUAUUUGGAUCACUUGCAUAUCGAAACAUGCAAACUCUAAAAAGUUUAAAUCAAUUACAAGGAGCUGAUCGACAACUUAUUAAUAUGAUUAUUGGGCAAGUAGUAGCAACUGUCGCUCCUAUUAUACCAUCUGGUAUUUUCUACAUAUAUUCAUCAUCUGCUAUCUCUGUAAGUUCAACAGCAUCGAAAGGAAUUGAUUAUUUUUCCCUCGACUCGACGGCUGUGGGUGAAGCUCAAGGGCCAAGAGUGAAAGAUUAA